AUGAACGGCGUGGGGAUUUCAUCUCUGGGAAAUAUAUUGGAAACAGGAACCGAUACACAGAAAGCUCUAGCAGCAUUCGCGUUAGGCUCUCUGGCUAACAGUGACGACGCUCGUGUGGCAAUUACUGAUUCUUUGCCGGAUCUUGUUGCAUUUGCUCGGACUGGAACUCAAAUUCAGAGAGAACAUGCUGCGUUCGCUUUGGGUUGGCUAUCCCGCAAUGAUACAAUUUGUGAUAUGGUAAUAACUUACGGAGGAAUCACACCUUUGGUCAAUCUCGUACAACCUGGAACUGAAGACCAGAAGAAUCAGGCAGCGCUGGCUUUGGGUAACCUCGCGGUUGACAGCACUGAGAAUACAGCAACAAUUUUUGCGAGUGAGAAGGUAUUCUCUGCUCUAGUAGAGCUUGUGCAGACUGGAACGGAUGACCAAAACAGUGAAUGCAGCGCGAGCUCUGUCUAA
Molecule: messenger RNA, 459 nt
Organism: Phytophthora nicotianae INRA-310
Lineage: Eukaryota; Oomycota; Peronosporomycetes; Peronosporales; Peronosporaceae
Exons: 1
Coding region: 1-459 (152 amino acids)
Molecular function (GO): protein binding
Source: RefSeq, a predicted model, not a curated record